Molecule: messenger RNA, 420 nt
Organism: Sclerotinia borealis F-4128
Lineage: Eukaryota; Fungi; Ascomycota; Leotiomycetes; Helotiales; Sclerotiniaceae
Source: the annotation of a GenBank genome assembly
AUGGCAAAGAUUUCACGUGGUGCCCCUGGUGGCAAGCUUAAGAUGACUCUCGGUCUCCCAGUCGGAGCCGUCAUGAAUUGCUGCGACAACUCCGGUGCCCGUAACUUGUACAUCAUUUCCGUCAAGGGUAUCGGUGCCCGUCUCAAUCGUCUUCCAGCCGGUGGUGUUGGUGAUAUGGUUAUGGCAACUGUCAAGAAGGGAAAGCCAGAAUUAAGAAAAAAGGUUAUGCCAGCGGUCAUCGUUAGACAGUCAAAGCCAUGGAAGAGAACCGAUGGUGUUUUCUUGUACUUCGAGGAUAACGCCGGUGUUAUUGUCAACCCCAAGGGAGAGAUGAAGGGAUCCGCCAUCACUGGACCAGUCGGAAAGGAAGCUGCUGAAUUAUGGCCACGUAUUGCCAGCAACUCUGGUGUCGUCAUGUAA